This is a messenger RNA of Nakaseomyces glabratus, 1671 nucleotides long. RefSeq names its product She10p (gene SHE10). Lineage: Eukaryota; Fungi; Ascomycota; Saccharomycetes; Saccharomycetales; Saccharomycetaceae. The record is from RefSeq and is a predicted model, not a curated record.
AUGCGGUUUCUGACAAAAUUUCUGUUGUUUUUGGCAACCGUCUACUUCGGAUUGAAGUAUGCGUGCGAGUCUCCAUUAAGAGCGCAGUAUCCACAACUGCAAUUGGCUUGCCACUACUCUCAGCCUGCCCUGUGGAAUGACUACCUCUUGAAGAACAGUCCCGCUUAUAAGAACUCUGUGCAUCCUCAACUCGUUGUUGCUAAGGGUAAAUAUGAAGAACUCGUGCAGCCUCACGUCAAAGACGUUUGCAAGCGCGUCCACACUCAAUUGGACCGGAUCGAUAAGAAGAAAUACUGCGAUUUAGCUCAUUCCUAUGCUAACCUAGCUUAUCAAAAGGCUCAGUUCUACUACUCUAUCAGCGCGGGCAAAUAUGUCCACGAUUUUUGCAAAAGUGAUUUGUACAAUAAGAACUUGAAAAGACAUGUUGAGAGAGCAAAGGAAGACCUCUCAAAAGCAUACCACUUGGCCGUUGUGAGAAUCCCACAAUUGUUCACAAGAGAAAAUGUCGAAAAGUUCACUAGUAGUGCAUCCGCUUACAUCAAUGAAAAGACUGAGUCUUUGAAAAAAGAAGCCAAACAAAUAACCUCUGAUGUGAAGAAGACUGUAGAAUCGGAAAUCAAGAAGAGAACAACUUCUAGUGAAUCUGAAGAGGAACCAAUUGUCUCAACUUCCACAAUUGUAAAGACUAUUACUAGAACUAGGCACAGUUCUAGCAGUACUACUUCUACAAAGUCCGCUGAAGAGACAUCCGAAAAGAACUUGGAAACAAAGGAAGAAGAAGAUAUCACAGAUAUUGAAAUCGACCACCAAGCUCAAUUACAAAGAGAUUUCGACAAAUGGACUUCCAACAUUGACAAGAAGGUUAAGAUGGUUAACAAGAUGCUAGUACGUGAUGUAAAGAAACAUCUAAAGCCAAAGAUCGACGCAAAUGAUAAACUGUUUAAGGACAAGCUUAAGGUUUUACACAAGGAGGCAAACGACAACUUCCAGUUGAUUAACAAGGCUAUCCAGGACAUCAACUGUACUCAAGGUAUUGAUCCUGAGACUGGUAAACAGAUUUACUUCGACAGUGAGGGCAAGAGCCAGAUCGAGAAGUAUAUUACCAGAGAAAUGAUUAGAACCAUGCUGAAUGAUACACAGACAACUUUGAACAGCUUAGUUGCUGAUAUUGAAAACGAUGUAAGCAAGAUAUUGGAAGAUUUCAAGAAGAUUGCUGAAAACUCUCGUGAGCAACAUUUGACUACUUUUGAAGAAUGGGGUGAUAUCAUGAUCAAUGAAUGGUCCAAGAAAUUAGCUUACCUAGAUGUUUUAGCUCCCCAUGAAGAUGCCGAACACGAAGGCAAAUCUAAAACUGAGCUAUCCGAAAAGAACUGGAAGAAAUUUAUGGCCAUUAAAAAACAAAUUUUGGACGCCAGAGACAAGAUGGCUAAACGUCAAAUUAAGAUCAGCGAGUUCAAGCUUCUCUUAGACAACGUCCAAAACACACUUCAAGCUGUCACGAAUGAGAACGGUGAGUACCUAUACAUUCUAAGAGCACAAGCCAACUUGGCUUUCCAAGAACGUGAAAGGUUAGAAAAGGAGGCAGAGGAAGCCAAACUACGCAAAGAAGCUGGCGAAGUUAACGAAUCCUCUGAAGAAGAGCAAAUUGUUGAAGAACCUAUCUCCGCUUAA